GCCUACCCGCUCUUCCUCCUUUUCUACGUCCCUGCGCGAGGCCGGCGUCAAGAUGAAUGACACAGUAACAGUCAGGACCCGCAAGUUUAUGACGAACCGGCUGCUUCAGAGGAAGCAAAUGGUUGUCGAUGUGCUGCAUCCGGGCAAGGCCACAGUCCCCAAGACUGAAAUCAGGGAGAAACUUGCCAAGAUGUACAAGACCACCCCCGAUGUUGUGUUCGUGUUCGGAUUCAGGACCCAGUUUGGUGGCGGCAAGACAACAGGCUUUGCGAUGGUGUACGACUCUCUAGAUUUCGCCAAGAAGAACGAACCCAAGCACAGACUUGCCAGGCAUGGACUCUAUGAGAAAAAGAAGACCUCCAGGAAACAGCGCAAGGAACGCAAGAACAGAAUGAAGAAAGUACGAGGCACCAAGAAAGCCAGUGUGGGUGCUGCUGGCAAAAAGUGAGCCCGGACUGCCAGAGGUCUUCAUGCUCAAGAUGUUCUUGUAUAUUGUUAUCCAAUAAAGUUUGGAGAAAAAA
Molecule: messenger RNA, 521 nt
Organism: Synchiropus splendidus (mandarinfish)
Lineage: Eukaryota; Metazoa; Chordata; Actinopteri; Syngnathiformes; Callionymidae
Gene: rps24
Product: ribosomal protein S24
Exons: 5
Coding region: 53-448 (131 amino acids)
Biological process (GO): translation
Cellular component (GO): ribosome
Molecular function (GO): structural constituent of ribosome
Source: RefSeq, a predicted model, not a curated record